AUGGCACCUCUAGCAGACGUUCAAACCUUGACGGGGGAGCAGGAUACUUGGUCGGUCUAUACGAAAACGCGAUCCACGGUGCAGGAGCAGCCAUUGAGCAAAGAUGAGCUCGACAAGUACACCAGAUACUUCCAUGCAUCGAUGUACCUUUGCUUGGGUAUGCUGUACUUGAAAGAGAAUCCGCUGCUACAGGAGCCCUUGAAGAAAGAGCACAUCAAGCCACGACUGCUCGGUCACUGGGGAUCUGAUGCCGGCCAAUCGUUCACAUACAUCCACUUCAAUCGCUUAAUCAAGAAGUAUGACCUCGACGCUUUCGUCAUCUCUGGUCCAGGCCAUGGCGCACCCGGACUUAUCUCCAACUUUUACCUUGAAGGAGUCUACAGUGAGGUUUAUCCCAACAAGAGCGAAGAUGCUGAAGGCAUGCAACGCUUCUUCAAGCAGUUCUCGUUCCCUGGCGGCAUCGGCUCGCACAUGACUCCAGAGACGCCUGGCAGCAUCCACGAGGGUGGCGAACUUGGAUACUCCCUCAGCCAUGCCUUUGGCGCGGUCUUUGACCAUCCUCAAACCAUCGCACUAACGAUCGUUGGUGAUGGAGAGUCCGAGACUGGUCCGUUGGCGACAAGCUGGCACAGCAACAAGUUCUUGAACCCGAUCACUGAUGGAGCUGUACUUCCCGUCCUGCAUCUCAACGGCUACAAGAUCAACAACCCAACUGUCCUCGCCCGCAUCUCAGAGGAGGAGUUGAGGUCGUUGAUGAUCGGCUAUGGGUGGAAGCCGUACUUCGUUGAAGGCUCCGAUCUCGAAAGUAUGCACCAGGCCAUGGCAUCAACACUCGAGGUCUGCGUGCAGGAGAUCCUGAAGUACCAGAAAGAAGCCCGCGAGUCCGGAAAGGCGGUCCGACCAAGAUGGCCUAUGAUCGUACUUCGUUCACCCAAAGGCUGGACUGCUCCAAGAGAAGUGGAGGGUCACUAUUUGGAAGGCUUCUGGAGGGCGCACCAGAUCCCACUUACGAAAGUGCUCACUGAUCCAGAGCAGAUGAAGCAGCUGGAGUCAUGGAUGCGUGGCUACAAGCCGGACCAGCUCUUCACCAAGGAAGGCAAGCUCAUCACCGAGCUCAAGGAGCUGGCGCCAGCAGGCAACAAACGAAUGUCCGCCAACCCCAUCACCAACGGUGGUAUCCUGCGCAGACCGCUUAAAAUCCAGAGAUUUGAGGAAUAUGGACUCAAGGUGGACAAGCCUGGCGUGACCAGCGGACCAAGCAUGAACCACUUUGCUGAGUUCUUGAGGGACAUCGUCCGGGACAACCAAACCACGUUCCGAGUGAUGGGUCCAGACGAAACCGAAUCGAACAAGCUGUCUGCCAUCUACAGCGCUGGAAAGAAAGUCUGGGUGAACGGCUACUUGCCCGAAGAUGAGGAUGGCGGCAACUUGAACCCCAAGGGUAGGGUCAUGGAGAUGCUGUCGGAGCAUACCGUCGAAGGCUGGCUCGAAGGCUACAUCCUCAGCGGCCGCCAUGGCUUGCUCAACUCAUAUGAGCCGUUCAUCCACAUCAUUGACAGCAUGGUGAACCAGCACGCCAAGUGGAUCGAGAAGUGCUUGGAGGUGUCCUGGAGACAAGCUGUGUCCUCGCUCAACAUCUUGCUUACUAGCACCGUAUGGCGACAAGAUCACAACGGCUUCACCCACCAAGACCCCGGCUUCCUAGACGUCAUCAUCAACAAGUCACCAGAAGUCGUCCGGAUCUACCUCCCACCAGACGGCAACUGCCUGCUCUCCACCAUGAACCACUGCUUCAAGUCCACCAACUACGUCAACGUCAUCGUAGCCGACAAGCAGAACCACCUGCAAUAUCUCAACAUGGACGACGCCAUCACUCACUGCACCAAAGGCGUGGGCGUCUGGAACUGGGCUUCGAACGAUGCCGGCAAAGAGCCAGAUCUUGUCAUGGCCAGCUGCGGUGAUGUCGUGACGCAGGAAGCACUCGCUGCUACUGCGCUGCUGAGACAUCAUUUGCCGGAGCUCAAAAUCCGGUUCGUGAAUGUGGUGGAUUUGUUCAAGCUGAUUCCAAAUGGGUAUCAUCCGCAUGGGCUGAAGGAUGCUGAGUAUUCAGCCCUGUUCACCGACAACAAGCCUGUGGUGUUCAACUUCCAUUCAUACCCGUGGUUGGUGCAUCGUCUUACUUACAACAGGCCCGGGCAGGAGCGUUUGCACGUUCGUGGCUACAAGGAGAAAGGCAACAUCAACACGCCUCUCGAGCUGGCCAUCCGCAAUGAGGCAGACAGGUUCUCCCUAGCCAUCCUGGCGAUCGAUGGGCUGAAAGAGAGACUUGGCAACAAGGGCGGCGAUGUGCGUGAGAAGCUCAUCGGCGAGAGGAUCAAGGCUAGGAAUCACGCGUACGAGGUUGGCCUGGACCCACAAGACUUGACUGACUGGACGUGGCCAUAUUGA
This is a messenger RNA of Saxophila tyrrhenica, 2448 nucleotides long. RefSeq lists its product as uncharacterized. The record is from RefSeq and is a predicted model, not a curated record. Gene Ontology annotation, molecular function: aldehyde-lyase activity. Gene Ontology annotation, biological process: carbohydrate metabolic process. NCBI's taxonomy places the organism in Eukaryota, Fungi, Ascomycota, Dothideomycetes, Mycosphaerellales, Extremaceae. The transcript has 6 exons. Bases 1 to 2448 code for a protein of 815 amino acids.